Messenger RNA from Helicoverpa armigera (cotton bollworm), 1311 nucleotides. RefSeq lists its product as uncharacterized. Lineage: Eukaryota; Metazoa; Arthropoda; Insecta; Lepidoptera; Noctuidae. The transcript has 3 exons. Gene Ontology annotation, molecular function: peptidase inhibitor activity. The record is from RefSeq and is a predicted model, not a curated record. The coding region runs from base 104 to 1090 and encodes 328 amino acids.
UAGCUUUAUGACGGAUUUAAGUGGACAUUUAACCGAUUGCGCAGGAAUGAGCUACUUCAGUAAUUGUUCUUCCAUUAUGCAUUCAAUAUACUAAAAUCGAAGCAUGUUGAUUAGUUUGCUGACAUUUAUAACAACUUUAGUAUUUUUAAAGGGAUCUGAUUCAGCUUUAUUGGAGCCGGUGAAGCAAUGCGUGCCCACCGCCACGGUGCGGGGUCCAUGCCACGUGUGCGUUUGUUCCCCUGAGGGUGUGUUCCACUGUCGCCCGAAAGAAUGCCAGGAUGAAAUUGUUGGAUUAGGCAGACCAACUAGAGAUUGCGAACCAAACCUUGUAUUUAGACAAGAUAAUUCAUUCUGCACAUGUAGCAACGAAGGCAAUUGGAUGUCAGACACCUGUGAAGAAACAUUCCGAUACCUCCAUGCAAAUUACGACGAUCCCAUGCAGAAUUUAAGGACUAAUGUCGCUUGCAUCCCCAAUGCUCUGUACCUCUUCGACUGCAACGUUUGUCGGUGUCCCCUCAACGGCGUCGUUGAUGUUACCCAGUGCACUACUAGGUACUGCGGCGAUGGCCUCAAAGCUGACACGUGUGUCUACGGUGACAUCAUUCGUUUAGAAAAUGAGAUUUGCGCGUGCAGCGACAUUAAUUACUUCAUCGACCGACUUUGCGUUAAAAUCGAAAACAAGGUCGUACAAACUCUUCUUCCUGAUGACGUUAUCAAACUAGACGACAUUGGCAGGUCCUGGAGGCGCUUACGUGAUCUGCAGACAGAUUUUUGUAAUACUGAUGUUAUGUACAAUGUCGAUUGUAACAGAUGCGCCUGUGUGGACGGUCACCUUGUCUGCACAAAAAGGACUUGUGAAGAAGUUAAGAAGUCUUUUCCCUUGAGAGACGAUAGAUUGAAUGAAGUUGAAAUCCUUCCUGAAUUGAGCAGUCUCAACGGUACUAUAUGUGAACCCGGCAAGCAGUAUCGUUUGAAAUGCAAUAUUUGCACUUGUGGUCAGGAUGGCCACGCGUCGUGUUCUACGAUGGUCUGCUUAGAAGAUGUCAUCUUGGAUGAAAAAGCACUGAGAGGAUUGUUGUCUGCUGGAUGAUAUUGCUACUUAAAUAUAUUAGUGUUUAAAUAGGGUUACCUUAUUUAUUGAUUCGGUAUUUAUUUUUGUUUGAACUAUGUUUUCAUGUCGUUUCUCCAAACCCAUUUUUUUAUAAAGCUUUAUUAGGUAAGGCAGUGCAAAACAAGUCUGUAGUCAAGUAAAAUUAUACUGACAUGAUUUUGAAUCUAUUCAUUCAUUCAUUUUAAUGGUAUUAUAAUAAA